CACUACAUUCUUUUAUUAUUUUUUCUCGUCGAUACUUCCAAAUAGUUUUUGUGAAACUUUGAUUUCCUUUUGCAAAAUUGAAUCUACAUGCCAUUUAUUUUUGCAGAACUGGACAAGGAUGCACGUUCUUGGACAGUGUACACGGACGUCGAAGCCCAAGUGAGGAACAUGAUGGCGUCGUUAAGGGCUGUAUCAGAACUGCAAAACCCAGCGAUAAGGGACAGGCAUUGGCGAGAAUUAAUGGCUGAAACGCGGGUGGCGUUUAGCAUGACCGAUAACACCACACUGGAUGAUUUGUUGAAAUUACAACUACAUAAAUACGAAGAAGAAGUUAAGAAUAUCGUGGCCAAGUCAGUGAAAGAGAUGGCAAUGGAAAAAGUGCUGAAGGAGCUUCACGAUACUUGGAGCAGUCUCGAAUUUCAGAAGGAGCCUCACGAACGUACAAAACUAAGCGUUCUUAAAAUCGACGAGGAAACUAUCGAAAUCCUCGAAGACAAUCAAGUGCAACUGCAGAAUAUGUUGAGUUCGAAAUACGUCGGAUACUUCCUUCAGGAUGUUCUUGAUUGGCAAAAAAAAUUAAGUACCGCAGACUCGGUGAUCAACGCCUGGUUCGAAGUUCAACGAGCGUGGAUACAUCUUGAAAGUAUUUUUAUUGGCUCGGAAGACAUCAGAAGUCAACUUCCGGAAGAUUCGAAGCGAUUUGAAAAAAUUGACAGAGACUUUAAAGAAUUGCUAAGAGAGGUAUUGAGCAAUUUAAACAUCGUCAAGUCAACCAAUCGUCCAAAGCUUCUAGAAAAGUUGGAGGAGCUGCAAGUUCAGUUGAAUAUUUGCGAGAAAGCUCUAGCAGAUUACCUGGAAACAAAAAGAUUAAUUUAUCCGAGAUUUUACUUCGUAUCUGCAGCUGAUCUACUGGAUAUUUUAAGCAACGGUAAUAAUCCGGAGUUGGUUUGCAAACACUUGUCGAAAUUGUAUGAUUCUAUCGCGAACUUGGAAUGGAAAUCAAAUGGCGAUAAACGUACGAAAAUUGCGAUUACCAUGAUUGCGAAGGACGGUGAACACAUGCCAAUUCACGGAUCUUGUGAUUGCAGUGGGAAGGUGGAAAACUGGUUGAACAAUGUGACAGACGCAAUGAAAAGAACAGUGAGGAAUCUUAUAUCUCAUGCAGUAGCCACAUACGAAGAGAAACCAAGGGAACAAUGGAUCUUUGAUCACGCAGCCCAACCAGCCCUCUGUGGAAGUCAAAUUUGGUGGACAACGGAAGUGAACAUGGCCUUCAUGAGACUCGAGGAAGGAUUCGAGAAUGCGUUUAAAGAUUAUCAGCGGAAACAGAUCCAUCAGUUGACCGUUCUGAUCGCUAUACUGUGCGGGGAUCUGAAUGAAGGGGACAGGAGGAAGAUCAUGACAAUCUGCACGAUCGAUGUGCAUGCCAGAGAUGUUGUUGCCAAAAUGAUAGCAAUGAAAGCUGAAAAUUCUUCCAGCUUUCAAUGGCAAUCACAACUGAGACACAGAUGGGACGACAAAGUUCACGAUUGUUUCGCUGAUAUUUGCGAUGCAUACUUCAGAUACAAUCACGAAUACUUAGGGAACGUACCACGAUUGGUUAUAACACCUUUAACAGACAGAUGUUACAUCACUUUAACGCAAUCUUUGCAUCUUGUAAUGGGCGGGGCACCUGCUGGACCUGCGGGAACAGGCAAAACAGAAACUACAAAAGACUUAGGGAGAGCAUUAGGCCAAAUGGUUUACGUGUUCAAUUGUUCAGAGCAGAUGGACUACAAGUCUUGUGGAAAUAUUUACAAAGGCCUCGCUCAAGUGGGAGCAUGGGGUUGUUUCGACGAGUUCAACCGAAUUUCGGUGGAGGUACUUUCUGUGGUUGCUGUACAAGUGAAAUCGGUUCUAGAUGGAAUCAAAAGUGGUAGACCAACAUUUUCAUUCUUCGGGGAAGAACUAAAUCUCGUUGUAACAGUCGGAAUGUUUAUCACUAUGAAUCCUGGAUACGCUGGAAGAACCGAGUUGCCGGAAAAUUUGAAAACUUUGUUUCGACCCUGCGCGAUGGUAGUCCCAGAUUUUGACUUGAUCUGUGAAAUAAUGCUGGUAGCCGAAGGUUUUCAAGAGGCCAGACUGUUGGCUAGGAAAUUUAUAACCCUUUACCAGCUCUGCCGUGAGCUUUUGUCGAAGCAAGAUCACUAUGACUGGGGUCUGAGAGCAAUAAAAUCGGUUUUGGUCGUCGCUGGAAAAUUGAAGAGGGACGAUCCUCAAAGGCCCGAGGAUCAAGUAUUAAUGAGAGCCCUUAGAGACUUCAAUGUCCCAAAAAUAGUUACCGAUGAUGUACCUGUUUUUAUGGGACUCAUCGGUGAUUUGUUUCCUGCCUUGGAGGUGCCACGAAAAAGAGAUUUAGAAUUUGAAUUAACAGUCAAGGAGUCCGCUGUUGAUUUAAAACUACAACCAGAGGAUGGUUUCAUAUUGAAAAUUGUUCAACUAGAAGAAUUGCUCCACGUUCGCCAUUCGGUUUUCAUUGUUGGGAUCGCUGGAACAGGAAAGACCGAAGUUUGGAAAACACUCAAUCGAACUUACUUUAACCAGAAAUUAAAACCGUAUUAUAAUGACCUGAAUCCAAAAGCUGUAACCAACGACGAACUUUUUGGAAUCAUUAAUCCAGCCACUCGCGAAUGGACAGACGGAUUAUUCUCGAUGAUUAUGAGAGAUCAAGCAAACAUGGCAGGAAACGACCCAAAAUGGAUCAUAUUCGAUGGUGACAUAGAUCCAAUGUGGAUCGAAUCGUUAAACACCGUCAUGGAUGAUAACAAAGUAUUGACACUGGCCAGUAACGAAAGAAUCGCUUUGACGGAUCAAAUGAGACUCUUAUUCGAGAUUUCCAAUCUUCGAACGGCUACACCAGCUACUGUUUCCAGAGCUGGGAUCCUUUAUAUAAACCCACAAGAUAUCGGAUGGUACCCGUUCGCAAUCAGCUGGAUAGAGACAAGGAACCCAUCCGAAAGGGCAAAUCUGACUAUACUAUUCGAUAAAUAUGUUCCACCCCUUAUAGAAGUGAUGAAACAUAGAUUUAAGAAAAUCACCCCACUGCCAGAAAUUUGUCACGUAGAAAUGCUUUGCAAUUUAUUGGAUUGUUUCUUGACCAAGGAAAACGUUCCACCAGACUGCCCAAAGGAAUGGCAUGAAUUAUAUUUUGGGGUUGCUUGUAUUUGGGCAUUUGGAUCGGCAACUUUUCAAGAUCAGUUAAUCGAUUGGCGAAACGAGUUCAACAAAUGGUGGCAGAAUGAAUUUAAAACGAUCAAAUUUCCCACUGGCGGCAACGUGUUUAAUUAUUACAUCGAAGAUGAAACAAAAAAGUUGGUUCCCUGGACCGAGAAUGUGAAGCAAUUCGAAUUAGAUCCGGAUAUACCACUGCAGUCUACCCUGGUGUCGACCGGCGAAACAACAUGUUUGCACUUUUUCCUGGAUAUUCUCAUCAAGAAAAAAGUGCCAGUGAUGCUGAUAGGUGCAGCAGGUUCAGGGAAAAGUGUAAUCGUGGCUGAGAAAUUGGGAUCCCUAUCUGACGAUUACAACGUCGCGAACAUACCCCUUAAUUAUUACACUUCUUCAGAAAUGUUGCAAAGAAAUAUGGAGAAACAUUUGGAGAAAAAAACUGGCCGAAAUUACGGUCCACCGGGUAUGAAGAAAUUAAUAUAUUUCAUUGACGAUAUGAAUAUGCCGGAAGUCGACACUUAUGGCACUGUGCAACCUCAUACGCUUUUCAGGCAACACAUUGAUUACAAUCACUGGUAUGACAGAACGAAACUGACCUUGAAAGAAAUUCAUAAUACACAAUACGUAUCUUGUAUGAAUCCCACUGCGGGAAGUUUCACGAUAGAUCCCCGUUUGCAGAGGCAUUUUGCUGUUUUCGCAGUUAAUUUUCCAUCUGGCGAUAAUUUAAUUAGGAUCUAUAGCCAAAUACUGGAUCAGCAUUUGACGAAUCCGUUCAAUAAAUUCAACUUGGCAGUAAUAAAAAUUGCUGAGUCCUUAUUGGCUGCAGCAUUAUAUUGUCACGGAAAAAUCUCAACUACUUUCUUGCCAACUGCGGUUAAAUUUCAUUAUGUGUUCAAUCUGCGCGACCUAUCGAAUAUUUUCCAAGGUAUACUUUUCGCCAACGGCGAGGCUGUGCCAACGACCAAUCAUUUAAUACGAUUAUAUGUCCACGAAGCGUUGAGAGUUUAUUCCGAUAAAUUGGUCAGUGUUGAUGAUAAAAAAACGUUUGACCAAUUGUUAAAGGAAUCGCUCCGUAAAAAUAUUCCUGAGACAGAUGAAAACAUUAUAUUUGCCGAGCCAACGAUAUACUGUCAUUUCGCGGAGGGAAUUGGUGAACCGAAAUAUAUGCCAAUUAGAGAUUGGCAACAGCUGACAAAAUUACUGGACGAGGCUUUAGUGAACUACAAUGAAUUGGUAUCAGCUAUGAAUUUAGUUUUCUUCGACGACGCAAUGUAUCAAGUGUGCCAAAUAAAUCGUAUUUUGGAGUCACCAAGAGGAAACGCACUUCUGGUGGGAGUUGGAGGAACCGGAAAGCAAUCACUUUCAUCCCUUGCAUCCUUCAUAUCAGGCUUAGAGAUUUUCCAACUGCAAUUGAAGACAGGAUAUUCGAUAACUGACUUGCGAACCGAUCUAGCAGGUUUAUAUUCCAAGGCAGGACUCAAAGGAAUCGGAAUUACUUUCUUAAUGACAGAUUCCCACGUCGCCGACGAGAGAUUUUUGGUUCUUAUAAACGAUAUGCUUGCUUUCGGUGAAAUAUCAGAAUUAUUCGCCGACGAGGAGGUCGAUAAUAUAGUAAAUUCUGUAAGAAACGAGGUGAAACAAACUGGAAUGAUCGACAGCAACGAAAACUGCUGGAAAUUUUUCAUCGAUCGCGUUCGAAAUCGAUUGAAAUGCGUCCUCUGCUUUUCCCCCGUUGGAGCAACGUUGCGAACCAGAGCCAGGCAGUUCCCAGCAAUCGUAAACAACACUUCCAUCAAUUGGUUUCAGAGUUGGCCACAAGAAGCUUUAAAAUCGGUUUCUACUAGAUUCUUGCAGGAAUUAGAGGAUUUGCCGCAAGAAUAUAAGCAGUCGGCUUCUCUGUUCAUGUCGUUUGUGCAUACUAGCGUCAACAAUAUUUCCGCACUUUAUCUGCAGAAUGAGAAAAGAUAUAAUUACACGACUCCAAAGACAUUCUUGGAGCAAAUAGCUUUGUACUCGAAGUUACUCGUGGAGAGAACCUAUGAUAUAAAUGCGAUGAUACAAAGAUUGAAGAAUGGUUUAGAGAAGUUGGAAUCUUGCGCUGGUCAAGUAAGCGAAUUGAGAGUUGUUCUGGCAGCUCAAGAAGUUGAAUUAAAAAAGAAGAACGAAGUUGCAGACAAAAUCCUGGCAGAAGUUCGUGCUGAAAACACUAAAGCAGAAGCUGAGAAAGCCAUUGUCUCUGAAGAGGAAGGAAAAAUAGCAGAAAUAAAGGAAACAAUAGCUGAAAGACAAAAACGUUGCGACGAGGACUUGGCGAAAGCAGAACCUGCUGUUAGGCAAGCUGAAGCUGCACUUGAUACUUUGAAUAAGAGCAAUCUGACCGAAUUGAAGUCGUUUGGAACGCCACCGGAGCAAGUGGCGACGGUAGCGCAAGCAGUUUUGGUUCUGUUUGCACCUAAAGGACAAAUACCGAAGGACAGAAGUUGGAAAGCGUGCAAGGCAAUGAUGGGAAGUGCAGACGGAUUCCUAUCGCAACUACGGAAUUACGACAAAGAGAACAUUCACCCUGAAGUAGUUAGAGCUAUUCAACCCUACAUUAACGACAAAGAGUUUGACCCAGAGAUUAUUUAUUCAAAGUCUCAAGCAGCUGCAGGCUUAUGCAGCUGGGUAAAAAAUAUAAUGGUCUUCCAUUAUAUUAAUGAAACCGUGAAGCCACUGAGAGCCGCCCUUGCGCAAGCAAAUGCUGAGUUGAAAGCUGCUAUGGAUCACUUGAAUGCCUUAAGAGCGAGACUAGCGGAAUUGCAAAAAGUGCUCGACGUUCUGGGAGACAAAAUGAACGCUGCCCUUGCGGAGAAACAGAAAUGCCAAGACGAAGCCGAUGCUACUGCCUUAACAAUUGACCUUGCAAAUAGAUUAGUGAAUGGUUUAGCAUCUGAAAAGAUUCGGUGGACUGAAACCGUGCAAACGUUGAAAGACUCGGGAGUAACAGUGCCAGGUGACAUUCUUCUCGUAACUGCAUUUCUUUCGUACAUGGGUUGCUUCACACGAAAGUAUAGAACUGAUUUAAUGAAUGAAAAUUGGUUGCCGUUUUUGGAGAACUUGGAAAUAAAAAUACCACGAACCGCCGAUUUAGACGUUUUAGGUUUAUUAUCCGACGACGCGCAAAUUGCUCAAUGGAAUAACGAAGGUUUACCAACCGAUAGAAUGUCCUCCGAAAAUGCAACAAUUUUAAUGAAUUCUACGAGAUGGCCUCUAAUAAUAGAUCCACAGAUGCAAGGAAUAAAGUGGAUAAAAAAUAGAUACGGAGAAGAAUUGCAAGUACUUAGACUUACACAGUCCAAUUAUUUGAGCCUCGUCGAAAUUUCUAUUGCAAAUGGAGGAAUUGUUUUGAUUGAAAAUAUUAUGGAAACGAUCGAUCCUGUCUUAGAUCCUGUUAUUAAGAGGGAUCUAAUAAAGAAGGGAAGGGCUAUCAAAAUUUGGGAUAAGGAGAUAGAUUACGAUCACCGUUUUCGACUGAUCCUGCAGACGAAGUUAGCCAAUCCUCAUUACAAGCCUGAAAUACAAGCGCAGACGACUCUCAUCAAUUUCACUGUAACAAAGGAUGGUUUAGAAGAACAGCUACUGGGAGAUGUCGUUAAAGCCGAAAGGCCUGAUUUAGAAGCUAAGAAAGCUGAGCUGACUACUCAACAAAAUACUUUUAAAAUUACUCUCAAAAUAUUGGAGGACGACCUCCUACACAGAUUAUCAACAGCAGGACCAAAUAUUCUAAGUGACGUCGAUCUGGUGAUAAAUCUGGAGACCACAAAGAAAACUGCUGCAGAUAUAGAAAUAAAGGUGGCAGAAGCCAAAGUGACGGCUGUAAAGAUAGACGAAGCCCGAGAAAUUUAUCGCCAAGUCGCGACCAGAGCCAGCCUUUUAUAUUUUGUUCUGAACGAUCUUAGCAAAAUAAACAUGCUCUACCAAUUCUCUUUGAAGGCUUUCAGUGUCGUUUUCCAGAAUGCUAUUAAGUUCGCAGAACCCGAGGAAAAUUUACCGAAACGCGUUAAAUUCUUGAUCGACAGCAUCACUUAUUUAGUUUUCAUUUACACUAGCAGAGGACUGUUCGAAAGUGACAAAUUGACGUUCCUUUGUCAAAUGACCAUUCAGAUUUUUAUGCAAGCGAACGAAAUAACGCAAUCGGAGCUCGAUUUUCUUCUUCGAUUUCCAUACAUUCCUGAUCUAGUCAGCCCUGUGGACUUUCUCACGAACGUUGGUUGGGGUGGGAUUAAAUAUUUGAGUCAAAUUCCCGAUUUUCAUAAUUUGGAAAAGGAUAUAGAGGGUGCUGCGAAAAGAUGGAAAAAAUUCGUAGAAUCAGAAACACCGGAGCGAGAAACGUUCCCUCAGGAUUGGAAGAAUAAAACUGCAUUGCAACGAUUGUGCAUUAUGAGAUGCCUCAGGCUGGAUCGAAUGACAUACGCCUUCAGAUCGUUCGUAGAAGAAAAACUUGGCGCAAAAUUUGUCGAAUCCAGAUCUCCUCCUUUUCAUAAAUCCUUCGAAGAAACCAGUUCGAUUACACCUAUAUUCUUUAUCCUGUCACCGGGUGUUGAUCCUUUGAAGGAUGUAGAGAAGCUCGGAAGUCAACUGGAUUUCACUACUGAAGGAAGAAAUUUCCAUAACGUGUCCCUGGGCCAAGGACAAGAAACCGUAGCUGAGGAAGCAAUGACUAUUUCGGCGAACGAAGGCCACUGGGUGAUUCUGCAAAAUGUUCAUUUAGUUAGGAAAUGGUUGCCCACUUUGGAAAAGAGAAUGGAACAGCUUUCGGAAAAUCCGCACAAUGAUUAUCGGUUGUUCAUCAGUGCCGAACCCAGCGCAGAUCCUCACGAGUCGAUAAUACCUCAGGGUAUAUUGGAAUCAGCCAUAAAAAUUACAAACGAACCACCAUCUGGAAUACAAGCAAACAUUCACAAAGCAUUGGAUAAUUUCAGUCAGGAAACUCUGGAUUCCUGUAGCAAAGAAACUGAAUUUAAGGCGAUAUUAUUUGCGCUUUGUUAUUAUCACGCAGUGCUUGCCGAACGCCAAAAAUUCGGAGCGCAGGGCUGGAACAGAUCUUAUCCGUUCAACUUUGGAGACUUAACGAUCAGCGUGUCCGUAUUGUACAAUUAUUUGGAAAACAGUGUCAAAGUGCCUUGGGAAGAUCUUCGCUAUUUAUUUGGAGAGAUAAUGUAUGGGGGCCACAUAACGGACGAUUGGGACAGAAGACUAUGUAAAACGUAUUUAAUGGAAUACUUAAAGCAAGAACUGGUGGAAGGCGAAUUAUAUUUGGCUCCGGAUUUUUUGGUACCACCAAAUAGUGAUUAUACCGCGUAUCAUCAAUACGUUAACGACUAUUUGCCCGCUGAGAGUCCCGUGCUGUACGGACUUCAUCCUAACGCUGAAAUUGGAUUUUUAACGUCGACUGCGGAAAAUUUGUUUAAAACGUUAUUGGAAAUCUUGUCGCAAACUGCGAGCGCUGCAGCAGACGGUGAGGUGUCCAGAGAAGACAAAAUAAAAGGAAUUAUAGAAGAUUUGUUAGACAAACUACCAGAAGAAUUUAAUAUGCAAGAACUUUACGGCAAGGUCGAAGAUCGCACGCCCUUUGUUACGGUCGCAUUGCAAGAAUGUGAACGAAUGAACAUUUUGUGCGACGAACUUAAAAGAUCCCUUCGUGAACUGGACUUAGGUUUGAAGGGUGAACUAACGAUAAAUGCUGAAAUGGAAGACUUACAAAAUUACAUAAUGAUCGAUGGCGUCCCUCCGUCCUGGACGAAGAAAGCUUACCCUUCAGAUUUAGGAUUAAAUAGCUGGUUUGCCGAUAUGUUGAACAGGAUAAAUGAAUUGUCCAACUGGACAGCAGAUUUUAACCUACCCUCAUCCAUAUGGUUAGGUGGCUUUUUCAAUCCUCAGUCGUUUCUGACUGCGAUAAUGCAACAAACUGCGCGAAGAAACGAAUGGCCAUUGGACAAGAUGUGUUUAAAUUGUGAAGUUACAAGAAAAUUUAAAGAAGAAAUCACAAUAGCACCAAGAGAAGGUGCAUAUAUAAACGGAUUAUACAUGGAUGGUGCACGAUGGGACAUGCAAGCAGGAUGUAUCAUGGACUCUCGAUUUAAAGAACUGUAUCCGCUAAUGCCAGUAAUGUAUAUCCGAGCAAUAACGCAGGAUAAGCAGGACUUACGAAAUAUGUACGAGUGUCCAGUGUAUAAAACACGAUCACGAGGUCCCACUUAUAUAUGGACUUUUAACUUGAGGACAAAAGAUAAGGCCAGUAAAUGGAUCCUCGCCGGUGUAGCUGUUUUAUUACAAAUCUAAUGGUAUUACAUGUAUGAUCUGUUAUAAUUAUUAUUUGAAAUAAAAAUAAACUUUUCAAUUGAAAACAG
Molecule: messenger RNA, 9596 nt
Organism: Hylaeus anthracinus
Lineage: Eukaryota; Metazoa; Arthropoda; Insecta; Hymenoptera; Colletidae
Product: dynein beta chain, ciliary-like
Exons: 45
Coding region: 88-9528 (3146 amino acids)
Biological process (GO): microtubule-based movement
Cellular component (GO): dynein complex
Molecular function (GO): minus-end-directed microtubule motor activity; dynein intermediate chain binding; ATP binding
Source: RefSeq, a predicted model, not a curated record